AUGAAAUCAACUGAUCAGGCAAAGAAGUUGGAGAUAAGUGGUUUCUUUAAACUUGUCUAUAGGGCAAAGAAGUUGGUUAAACUUGAGGAUUUGGUCAAAGAGUUGCGAAUUGACAUUGAUAAAAACUUGGAGCCUGAGCUUGAUGCUCGUCGGUGUUGUAUUUAUAGGGUUCCUAAAUAUCUUCGUAGCGUAAAUGAAGAAGCCUACACACCUCAAUUAAUUUCAAUAGGUCCUCUUCACCAUGGAAAAGAAGAAUUAGCUAACAUGGAAAAGAUAAAAAGACAAUAUGUGAAAAGUUUUGUUGAACAAAUAACAAUAGAGAAUCGAGAUAAAAUUUUAAACUUUAUCAAGGAUAAUGAGAAAAACAUCCGUAAUUGUUAUGCAGAAACAUCUGAACUUGGGAGCAUUGAGUAUAUAAUGAUGAUUCUAUAUGAUGCUAUUUUUAUCAUAGAGUUAUUAUUAAGAGAUCAACUCGGUUUUGAUGUAAGUGAUUUAUUACUAUCUACAGCAUCGGCAAAAGCAUCUUUAUGUUUGGACUUUCAGUUACUCGAAAAUCAACUUCCAUACUUCAUUCUCGAGAAAAUAUGUGAGUUAGCUGAUCUUGCUGGCCUUAACAUGCCUACCUUCAUGGAGCUUUCACGUUUUUUUUUCGGUUGUUUCGAUGGUUUGGAAUUGAGUACAUUAACUCCCCAAGUGGUAGUUAAACAUUUAACCGAUUGGAGAAGAAUCACUAUACUAGAACACUACCAAAGAUCUGAGCAGAGGAACCAAUGGAUUGAUGAUUUACCUUGUGCAGUGAAGUUGCAUGAGUCAGGAGUGAAGUUUAAGUGUUUUGAAGGAGAACAUAGCUUAAUUGACAUAAGAUUGGAAAAACGAAAGCAACAAAUCCAAUGUUUUGAAGUACUUGAGAUGCAAAUACCACAUUUGAAGAUAUUCGACUCCACUGAAAGUCUACUUCGAAACGUUAUGGCUUUGGAGCAAUGUCAUUACCCAUGGAAUACUCAUGUUUGCAAUUACGUUAGGCUAAUGAAUUAUCUUAUUGAUACUGAAAAAGAUGUGGACUUGCUUGUUGGAGAAGGAAUUAUUUCCAAUCAUGAUAUGGGCGACAAUGCUUCAAUAGCAAAUAUGUUUAACAAACUUAGCCUAUUUAUCAGUUUUAGCAAAUCCUCUUACUAUGACAAUUGCGAGAAACUCAAGGGACACUCUCCUUUUAUUAGCUCUGUUUCUUGUUCAAUUGAGUUGAGUGAUAGUAAAGCAUCUGAAACCCUAGAUAAAGAAAAGCUUAAUCCAGUUAUUUUGUCUGAAGUAUGGUUUAAGCUAGAAGCUGAUUUUGUAACUGAGGCAAAGGCCAGAGCUACAUUUGAAGAAUUUGCUUCGAUAACUCAAAAAGGCAAUUUGAAUAUUCUGAUUAAGAAAAUGAAAGCUUGCUGA
Pistacia vera is the source of this 1431-nucleotide messenger RNA. RefSeq names its product putative UPF0481 protein At3g02645. Lineage: Eukaryota; Viridiplantae; Streptophyta; Magnoliopsida; Sapindales; Anacardiaceae. The transcript has 4 exons. The record is from RefSeq and is a predicted model, not a curated record. Bases 1 to 1431 code for a protein of 476 amino acids.